ACAAGCCCAACAUUAUUUGAACGAAACUUAACCAAGUUUUAGGUGCAGUCUGGCUUAGAAGGUAGCAGUGAAUCGGAGCUAGCAAUGUUUUUUCUUAUUCUUUCAAUAAUUUCUUUGUCCGGUGUGUUAGGUCACUCUUGGUUGAGUUGUCCACAAUCAUUCGAUACGAAUCCUGUACGAGGAGGAUUUUUUGUUGGUCCUUGCGAGGGUUGGCACAAAGGGGGAAACACCAAAGUUAAAGCAGGAGAUCGGUUAAAGGUUGGAUGGACAUCAAACAAUCAUGCUGGAGGAUAUGUUCGUUUAGCUCUUGUACCUGAAGGACAACACAAAAGUAACAGAAAUUUUGAACAAAAUGUUAUGAAGUUAGCAUGCUAUGGUAAAGAUCAACGCCCUGGUAAAACUCUUUAUGGAGAUUGUAUUCAUCCAUGUAAUGCAAGACCUGGAUGCCAAUAUCAGUCAGAUGUCGGUGACGUCGAGAGAUAUGACACAACCGUCACCAUACCAACAAACUUAAAAGAUGGUACCUAUAUCCUACAAUGGGCUUCCUUAGUUGGAAAUAUCAAGGAGCCAUAUUUUAGUUGCGCUAAACUAACGGUAACCGGUGGAAAUCCAAAUAUGAAAUGUCAAUCAACACUGCCUCCAGUAACUUACACUUGUGAGAGGUCUGGGGGACCACCUAGAUCGCAGAUCACGAAAGGCAUCAAACGAGGAGAGUUCUGUUAUCACAAAGAUAAAAUGGGAGAUGUUGAUGAUCGCAUUAGAGAAGUUCCGAUCAAUGUAGAUUGUGAUGCUAGGAUUACAUGUGAUAACUCGAUCAACAAGAAGAACUGUUUCGCGCAUAAAAAUAUGGAUAAAAUUAAGAACGGCUGGGAUCCGAAACAACCCAACUGUGGAAGCGUGCAGCCCCCACCUCCACCCACUUGUGAUGAUAAGAAACAAAAUCAAGGAGAAAAAGAUGUUGAUUGUGGUGGUCCUUGUAAAGCAUGCCCUACAGCCCCAUCAAAUACUGGCCGAUAUCAUUCUGAUAUUAAGCACACAGUAGAGGGAAACUGGGGCCAAGGCAUUGUGGGUAAAAUCACCAUCUUUAUUAUCAAAACAGUGAGAAAACCAUGGCAACUAACAGUGCAAUACGAUAACCCAAUUAACAUUCAAAACACUUGGGGAGCGGUGGUAAAAUCAAGAAACAAAGGAAAUAAUAUUUUCACCUUCGUCAAAGAAAGUUGGGGAGUGAAUCCAAAAGCAGGUGACAAACUUGUUAUUGGUUUCUCAGCUUCAAAAGCACGUGAUGCGAAAGUUGUGCCGUUAACAAUGUCCUUCAAUGUUGACGAUGGUCAAACCUUUGUGAAACGUCACAUUGGUUCAUUGGGUCCGAAUCCACACAACAGAUGCGGUGAGACCCGAUGUAAACAAGGAUACGAAUGCAUCACCGAAAGUGACUCUCCAUGCAAGUCACGUGAUUGUAUAAGAGAAUAUUGUAGAAAGAUUUAAAAAUGUUAAGAAAAAAAUAUGUGUUCAGAAAAGACAAUUUUUUUUAA
Molecule: messenger RNA, 1535 nt
Organism: Hydractinia symbiolongicarpus
Lineage: Eukaryota; Metazoa; Cnidaria; Hydrozoa; Anthoathecata; Hydractiniidae
Exons: 11
Coding region: 85-1488 (467 amino acids)
Molecular function (GO): polysaccharide binding; hydrolase activity, hydrolyzing O-glycosyl compounds
Source: RefSeq, a predicted model, not a curated record